Messenger RNA from Acanthoscelides obtectus, 320 nucleotides. NCBI's taxonomy places the organism in Eukaryota, Metazoa, Arthropoda, Insecta, Coleoptera, Chrysomelidae. The record is from the annotation of a GenBank genome assembly.
AGAUAAAAACUACAGACUACUCGGCUUGACAAAACAUAUGCAACCAACAUGCCUCCACUCUGGUAGUGACUGCCAUGUUCACCGCCCGCAAUCGUCCGAUGGCACCGCGCAGACCACUUUCUUGGCAAAAACUCUCGGCAACAUAGGCAUGCGGUGCAUAUUUGAUCACGGGUUGGCGGAAAUUCCAGUGGCAGCAUUAGGAAUACUUGAAACUCUGUUUUUGCAUUUUAUUAUUUGUAUCAUAUUUAAGUAGACUUAACGUAUCCUUUGCAUAUAUAAUAGUAUUAUCUUAGCUUGUAAUAUAUUUUUUUUGUUAUACA